GUAUAUAUAUGUGUGUCUGUGUGUGUGUAUGUAUAUAUAUAUAUGUUCAAGUGCAGUACUCAAAUUGAACAGCGUGAUUCGAAAGUUUUGCGGGUCCGCAAGUGGAAAACGUUCAAAUUAUAAAGUCGCAGCAGUUAAACAAUUACCUUCAAUUCGGUUGAGAAGCGCGACAUUCGUAUUUUAACUGAUGGCGGUCAACGAAUAACGGAACUAAUAACGAAUACUGGAACUGAUCAAUCAAUCAAUCAACCAAUCAACCAAACAACCAAUCAACCAAUCAAUCAUUGCAAGUCUGUGUCGUCGCUUGCUUUUCGUUCCUUUUGCUGUUGCGUUGUUCAAAAUCGUGAACUUAUAAGAGUUACCUUUGGAUUCGUGUUUAGUCUUCAUUUACUUUAUCUGGGUUUUUUUUUCGUGUUUAUUUUGUUUUAUUUUUUUUUUUUUUUUAAUGGUGUAUCGUGUGCAAAUUGUAAGUUGAUGCUGUCAAUACUCUAGCAGCUGCUUGUACCUCGAUUGCCAGCGGUUGGCCCACAUUCGGCUCGUCCAGGUGCCACGCCCGCCCGCCCAGGUGCCCGCCCAGCUGCAGCAGUCGCGCAUCCUUCAGUCGGCAGGCGCCAUUAGAAGUGUUGGAGGGCUUGCCACAAACUGGCGCCCGCCCAGGACGAAGCCAACCGACGCCAGGUCGUGCGAAAAGUUGGUGGAUUUGCUGACAAUAUCAUUGCCAUUCCAGAGCUGGAGGUGGAAAAGCGGAAAUUUCGUCGUCGGCAUCGAAAACUGCAGCAGCAGCAGGAGCAGGCGCAGCAGCAGGAGCAGCCGCAGCAGCCGCAGCAAACGGAGAGGCAGCGGGAGGCGCAUCAACAUCAGGCUGCUCAUAUGAGGGUCCGGAAGAGCGAGCCACUUCAUCAUAGGCCCUUGAUCAAGGAGAAGCACAAGGAGAGGAACAAGGACAAAGACAAAGACAAGGAGAAGCUAAUGGCCGAGCGACAAUCGAAUGCCCAGGAGCGACGCAUUCAUGAGCUAGACCAGAAUGUGGAGCGUUACUUCGAAGUGCGCAAGCGCCUGGGCAAGGGCGCCUACGGCAUCGUGUGGAAGGCCACCGACAAGCGGCAAAAGGACACCGUGGCCCUCAAGAAGAUCUACGACGCCUUCCGGGAUGAAACCGAUGCCCAGCGCACAUAUCGCGAGGUUGUCUUCCUGCGCGCCUUUCGCCACCAUCCCAAUAUUAUACGCAUGCUGGACAUAUUCAAGGCUGCUAACAAUUUGGACUUUUAUUUGGUGUUCGAGUUCAUGGACAGCGAUCUGCACAAUGUUAUCAAGAAGGGGGACGUCCUCAAGGAUAUACACAAGCGCUUUGUCAUGUACCAGCUGAUCAAUGCGAUCAAGUACAUGCACUCCGGUAAUGUCAUACACAGGGAUCUCAAGCCGAGCAACAUUCUCAUUGACAGCAAAUGCAGACUCAAGGUGGCCGACUUUGGACUGGCGCGCACUCUGUGCUCGAAGCGGCGCAACAAUGUGGACUUUGACUGCAAGGAUGAGCUGGACAACGAGGCCAUGCUGACGGAUUAUGUGGCGACCCGCUGGUAUCGGGCGCCCGAAAUUCUGGUGGCCAGUCGCAAAUAUACAAAGGGCAUUGACAUGUGGAGCCUGGGCUGCAUUCUCGGCGAGAUGAUACGCCAGAAGCCGCUCUUCCAGGGUACCAGCACCAUAAAUCAGAUUGAGAAGAUCGUGAACGCGCUGCCGGAUGUGACGGAGCGGGACAUCGAAUCGAUUGGAGCCAGCUUCGGCUCGGUGCUGCUCAGCAAGAAGAUUGUGCGGGAUCGCCGCCACUCGCUGGACGAGAUGCUGCGCAACUGUUGCGACGAUGCCAUGUCCCUGGUCAAGUCGCUGUUGGUGCUCGAUCCGGAUGGCCGGCUGACCGCCAAGGAGGCCAUCGCCCACUCGUAUGUGCAUCGCUUUCGCACUGCCUCCGCGAACAUGGAGCUGCGCACGGACAUCAAGCCGCCGCUCGACGACGACGUACGCUACGGCGUGGACGAGUAUCGUUCCACGCUCUACGAGAUGAUCGCGCCCGACAUGCGAUCCAGUGCACGGCACUCGAGCACCACACAGACGACCCCAACAAAUGGCCCCGAACUGCAGCCGGGCAUCACCACGCGCGUCAUCAGAUCCGUAUCAAAAUCCAGACCACCCGCUGGGCAUUUCCAUGCAGCUGGCACCGGGCACGCGGAGCUGCCCGAGAAGCCGAUUACCUCGCUGACCAAGGCCUGGGCGGAGGAGCAACGAAAGCAGCGGCACUUGGAGAACCAGCAACACUUUCCACAGCGCUACCACCAGCAGCAGGCGCAACAACAGCAUCAGCUGCACCAGAAUUGCCAGCAUCACCAGCCGCAGCAGCUGGUGCAUCGCGGCAAGCGUUAUGCGAACGGGUUCAAUGAGGCCGCGCAGCUGCGUCGCACGGAACCGACGCAUGUGGCACUGCGCCGGGAACUGGCCGCUGUGGCUGCAACGGCACCGCGCUGCGUCAGCGGUGGCCUGUGGCAGGCGCCAGUUGGGCCAGCAGCUGCACCGCCCGUCGCACCGCCAGCUGCGACGGCAGCCGGGCCGGCGGCAGCGCAGCCACCGCUGCGCUUGUGGACGGAACCUGUGCCGGUGCCCGGACCCUUGCCCAUGCACGUGCCACCGCCGUCGGAGCCAGAGCCAAUGGGUACCACGGCACAGCUGCGCGCGCGUGUGCGCAAGCUGCGCAAGGAGUGCAAGGAGCGGCGUCUGAUCAAGAUCAAGGAGGCGGAGCUGGCCAGGAGGGACGCCAAAAUAGAGCUCGAGCCGUCGACCGAGGAAGAGCUCUCUGAAACCAUUAGCCAACAAUAUUCGCAAAUGCGCGACCAGACCAUGUCCAAUAUGCAUGCGGCAGACAUAGUUAAAUCGCAUGCCGAACAACUGGCCCAAUCACAUGCGCAAGAGUUGGCCGAUCUCCAAUUGAGGAAGUACGCCCAGGCGCAUGUCAAAACUAUGGAACGGGUGGUGCCCAAAACAAUGCAGCUGGCCCAGGCGCAGGCGCAAGCACAGGCCCAUGCUCAGCCUCAAUCGCAGAGCCCGGCUCAGGCCCAGACUUUAGAGCAGCAAUUGCGCAAGGAUCAAAAGCCCAUCGACCUGUCAUCCGCCUUGGAACGACUGAAGCUAGAGCAUCAGGAGCUGCAGCAGAGGAAGUACAAUAUCAGCGAAGCCGAUGCACUGAAUCAACGUGCCCAGCAGCAGCUAAUCCAGAAGCAUCAAAUGCGUAAAAUAGCCCAGGAAGCAUCCGAGAGCGCACUGCGUCUGCUCAAGCAGCAGCGGCAAAUGCAAAUGCAUCCGGAUGAUGAAGGCGAUCGCUUCUAUACGCCCGAGGGCACAACGCGGCAGGCGGAUUCGCUGUCGCAGGUGUCGGCGCCGUUGGAGCCGGGCGAGCUCGGCGACAAGUUGGAGGGCAAUAUUAAAGUGUCAAAUGCUUCGGCCGCGUUCGUCUGCUAUAAGACGCGCCUCAGCCGCCUGGAGGAGGAGAUGGCCAAGUGCAAGCGACAGCUGUUCCACUAUGUGCAGGACAAUCAGCAGCUGCUCACCAAGCAGAGCUUGCGCCAGCAUAUCGAACGCCUGCUGCAGUCCUCGCCGAUCCAGCCGCCGCAGCCGCCGCCACCACCACCACCGCCGCCGCCGCCGGCGUCGACGACGAGCAAGAGCGAAGCUGGCUUGGAUGUGCCCAAGCUGGACCGGGACAAGCAGAAGCAGCUGCAAAUGCGCGAGUUUCUGGCACGCGACGAGACCAACGCGAAUGCCUACGAGCUGCCCGAUCUGUGCAACGUGUACAAGACCAGCAGCUGCCAUGCCCAGCCACUGAUGCCUCAAGCGCUGGGCACACCAGAUUCACGGCGUCCAUUGUCACCCUCGAUGCUGGACACAGCCGACAUCGAUAAUAUGCAUGGCUAUGAUGUUAACCAGAAAAGUGCCCAACAGGCAACGCACUUCUAUUCCAAUUACUUUCCGGAGCCAGUCAAGAAUCAGGCGUUCGAGCAUGCCUGGAACAAGCGGGAGCACGCUCAUGGACAUAACGCCAAGCGGCAUCAUCAGUCAGCGGCGCCAAGCUGCGAUCGCCUGCGCAUCCAGGAGGCCAAUUUCUAUGACAACUUUGAGCCGGUGAAAAACGAUGAGCCGCAUGCAACUCGCAAGUAACCACCAGACCCAUCUAUAUACAUAUCGCCCCGGAUCGGAUGCCAAGCAAGUUUAACAAUAACAAUAACAAAUACAACAAAAGCAGAAGGAGAACAAUAACUCAAUACAAUGGAGAAUUCAGCCAGGCACAGAAGAGAACUUUAAGGAAACAUCUGGCAAAUUAUACAAAUAUGUACACACAUGCAUAUACAUACAUAAUUAAUGUGCCACAGCUUCGAAUAGAGUUUAAAGUUUUACUUAGUUAGACUAAAACAAAAACAAAUUGGCUUCUUAAUUGACUAUUUUAAAGAAAUGUUUCAUGCUUACCAGCAUGAUCCCUCUGCUUCCUCAGACGCUUCCAAUUAGCUUCAAUCAGGCCCUUUUCUGAAAUCUAGUCCUAAUCUCUUUGUCCGCAAGCUUUCCAUGUUCGUGGUUUUUAAAAAUAGUUAAAAAGAGUUCAUAAUUUAGUCGGGUUUCUCUCAAGAUUGUAGUCAAAGGAAUAAGCCCUCACCUUGAUUGAGGUCCCAAUCAGGCUUGGCGAGACUUCACUUCCUACAAAAUUGCGUUGUUUUUGGACUUAAUGGAAGCACAAUAAAUAAAA
Drosophila novamexicana is the source of this 4780-nucleotide messenger RNA. It is a transcript of the gene Erk7, whose product is annotated as extracellular signal-regulated kinase 7. Gene Ontology annotation, cellular component: nucleus; cytoplasm. The coding region runs from base 871 to 4200 and encodes 1109 amino acids. Gene Ontology annotation, molecular function: ATP binding; MAP kinase activity. The record is from RefSeq and is a predicted model, not a curated record. Lineage: Eukaryota; Metazoa; Arthropoda; Insecta; Diptera; Drosophilidae. The transcript has 9 exons. Gene Ontology annotation, biological process: intracellular signal transduction; protein phosphorylation.